CGCCAGUAAUUAUCAAUGAUAAAAUACGUACAGUAACAUUUUGAUUUGGUGGUGUACUAUUUUGAUUUGGUGCAAGUUGCAACGUAAUAUGGCUUGCUGCUGCAAACGGAAAGGGGAUGUGAGAAAAUGCGUACCGUUCUAUAUUAUUGGCGGAAUUUUAUGCAUAAUUGGUUUACCGCUGAUGAUCGUCGGUAUCGUUGCUGAUUUCGCGGGAGCUGACUCAGUUGGUUACAUUGGUGGUGUGGUCAUUUUCUUCGGACUGGGAUUCUUUUUGCUAUGGCACAUGUUUACGAUUGAAAAUAUUGACAAGAAUUUGGAUCUUGAUUAUGACCCUAAUGUAAAAGACAUUCGAGAUGUAGUUGAAAAGUCGAGGAUACGAGAGUCAACUUCAUUAUCUGCGAUUAGCUUCCAGCAAAAGAAGACUGGAGUUUCAAACUUGGCUUUUGAAGGUGAUAAAAGCGCUGACUCUGCAGUCGUGUUAACUGCUGAUGACGAAUCGCUUCACUCGCCGUCGAGUGCAAUCUCAAAAAAUGGAGAAGUAAACACCACUGACAAUAAUUCUGUAAAACGGGCGCCUCCACCCUUUUAUGAGUACGAUAACGAAGCGUUGGAAGUCGGUGAAAAGGAUGACGAUGGUUCAGGUGCUUCAUUUUUAAGUAUAUCGAAGAUCGACAUUGGGAGUACAUCAUCUAGCGCGAGGUCCUCUUACAACGGUACCACUACAACAACCAUGCACGAAAAUAUAGAAAUGAUUUCAGAUGGCACUAAACAGAAAUCUUUGCCGGUAGAAAUCGUAUAGCAGAAUACAAUAUAUUGAACUGAGUCAAAUCCAAUCCCACUGGAAGAAUGCCCCCAGCAUGCUUUUGAACGGAACAUAAUGUAUCUUCUGGAGCGUGUAAAAUAAAAAUAUGCAAGACCGACAACCAAGUAUAUGUCAAGCUUCAAUUUUAUUUCUGAUUUAAUGAGCUUAUAGCCUAUUAUACACAGUCAGACAUAAUUAUAGAUUUGGAAUUGUUCCGCGAAAGUCCUCGCUUAAUAUCUUGUGUUCGCAACUAAUUUUGCGUUAGGCCUACUUGAUUCAUAUGAAAAUUUUCUAUUUUGCACAAUGCCUCAACACUAACUAGAGCUGGUAAAUGAAUUCGAAUUUACGUUACUAGUGUCUAUUAUUUCUGGCAAGAUGUGUCCCACUGUCAUUUGGUUAUAAUUCUGACUACUAUUACUCGCAUUGUCGAAGGAAAGCAUGUUAUUUUAAUUGAAUCAUUUCUUAUGACCGUCCAAGAUUCUAGAUCCUUAGCUAUUUAAUAUUUAUCAUGUUAGAAUAGAGAAGCAGUGGAAACCGCAAUUUUGAAUUUCAAAAUGCUUUAGAGAAAAAUAUAAUAUACUAUUAUGCUAUUGCAAUAGAAUACGAGCUACUUUAGAAUAUUAUUUUUAUUGAAUGUGCCUUGAUAUAAUAUAUUUUAUUGCAUCUAGCUCUUUCGAACAAAAUCGUUCCCUAACUUUACUUUAUUUAUUAUCAUGCAAUGUUCCCCAUUAAUUGUGGUUGCGUUAUAAAAUGCUUUUCGAGUUUGAAAGUUUUGUUUUAAUGGUAUGCGGAUAAUUUUCAAUGUAUUACCUAUCUAAGAAUGCGCCAGCAAGGAUACAAUGAAAAAAAACCGUGGCCCUCUUCCAAAGACUCUCAACACCUGUGGCCCCAUGUUCUCAGUAGAAAAAACCUACUUUUUUUGAAGCGUUUUUUUCAUCAGUUAUUUUGUGCACCACUUUCAAAAAUAAAAAA
Messenger RNA from Styela clava, 1774 nucleotides. NCBI's taxonomy places the organism in Eukaryota, Metazoa, Chordata, Ascidiacea, Stolidobranchia, Styelidae. The record is from RefSeq and is a predicted model, not a curated record.